AUGGCGCCCCUUCCGGGUAACAACCUGGCGCGUGUGCUGUCGGGCCACCUUCCCAGCUUCAUCGCGCUGGGGGGCAGGGAGGCGGCGUUUGAUCUGGUUCUGACACGGCUGAACUGGCUGAUGGUGGCGCUGGAGGUGGGGCGGCAGCACCUGCGUGACGAGCGGAACCAGCAGAACCUCCUGGACCUGCUGCCACCAGAGGAGGUCGAGGUGCUCCACGCUGACAGGGACCCGGUGCUGUACUGCAUUUACAAUGUCAUGCACAUGGAGAGGAAGUACAUCGCGGACAAGAGCAGCGACUGGAUGAGGUUUUGCGACACAAUGUACAUGGAGUACAUAUCCCACCUGAGGACCUUCCUGGCGUUGUGGCUGGCCUGCGUGCCAUGGGUUUACGUGAUCUACUACCAGUGGUAUGCCAUGCCCCUGUGCCUCGUCAUCGGUUAUGGCAUCAUUGGGGUGGAGGAGGCGGCAGUGGAAGUCGAGCAGCCGUUCGGGCGCGACUUCAACGACAUUCCUCUGGACAGCAUUGUGGCAGAAGCGUACCUCGCCAUCAGCAAAUACGUCACCAUGGUGUGCGCCGCAAAGCAGCGGGACCUAGCAGCCCGCCAGCUGGAGGCGGCAAACGGCUGCGAGGGGGCGGCUGCGAAUCCGGUCGGCGGAGUCAGCGCCGACAGCAAGGGGAAGCCGAAGGGGCAGCAGGGGGACGGGGGCGCCGACCCCAAGGCUGGGCACACGGCGAAGGAUCAGGGGGCGGGUGCGGCCGCCGGCGGCGGCGCGGCAAAGUUCUUGGCAGGCGCAGACAAUGAGGUGUGA
Messenger RNA from Monoraphidium neglectum, 813 nucleotides. RefSeq lists its product as hypothetical. The transcript is spliced from 7 exons. NCBI's taxonomy places the organism in Eukaryota, Viridiplantae, Chlorophyta, Chlorophyceae, Sphaeropleales, Selenastraceae. Gene Ontology annotation, molecular function: chloride channel activity. The record is from RefSeq and is a predicted model, not a curated record. The coding region runs from base 1 to 813 and encodes 270 amino acids.